CAAGUGAGCAAGAAAAGAGAAGAAGCGUGUUAACACGCACGCACGCGCUUCUUCCCUCCCUCCGAGCCGAGUCGAGUUGACUGGUCGGUCUAUUCUCCUCCUCGCCGCUUUAAAGAUAGAGAGAGAGAGACUCAUAUCGCCGCCACAUCUCUCACAUCUCUCUCCUCCACUCCGCUCCCGUCGCCGCCACAUCGCCAUGGACGACGACGCCUCCUCCUACACCUACUGUUGCCACAGCUGCGACAGCUUCGUCCACCCGCACCCCCACCUCGACGCCGCUGUGCUCUGUCCCCACUGCAACGCCGCCGGCUUCCUUCACGACCACGAGAUGCCUCCCGCCGCCGACCACUCCCCGUUCAACCCCCCCGUCAUCGUCCUCCGCCGCUCCGCAUCCCCCGACGACGCCACCACCUUCGAUCUCCUCUACGACGACGGCGCCUCCUCCGCCCUCCGCCCCCUCUUCGACCGCCUCCUCCUCCGCAUCCCCUCCGCCUCCGACAACCCCAACCCCCCGGCCUCCAAAGCCGCCGUCGACUCCAUGCCCACCAUCCUCAUCGGGGCCUGCCACCUCGCCGCCGACUCCCACUGCGCCGUCUGCAAGGAACCCUUCCACCUCGCCGCCGAGGCCAGGGAGAUGCCCUGCGCCCACAUCUACCACCACAAUUGCAUCCUCCCCUGGCUCGCUCUCCACAACUCAUGCCCCGUCUGCCGCCACCGCAUGCCCACCGAUGACCACGACUCGACCAAUGCUGCUGCUGCUCAGGCUGCCGCCGGAAGCAGCGACGAGGACGCCACCACCGUGGGUACUCUCACCAUUUGGAGGCUUCCCGGUGGGGGAUAUGCGGUUGGGAGGUUUGCUGCUGCUGGUGGGACAAGAGCCGGUGAGAGGGAGCUCCCGGUUCUCUACACCCAGAUGGAUGAUGGCGGCUUCAACGGCGGCGGCGGCUCGGGCUCGCCGACGAUGAUCGGGUGGUCAUCUAGAGGGAGUCGUUCGUCCCAGAGACAGAGAAGCAUCAUCCCACGCUUGUUUCGCAACAUGUUUGCAUGCUUUAGGCAUCAUGAUGCAACUGCAGAUUCAGGAGAUUAUUCCUCACGGGCUGGGAGGAGAUCCUCCUCCUCUGUCUUCACCCGCAGCCUGAGGAGCCAGAUCACGAGCUGGAGAUCGGAAGAUGGCCACCCCGAUGCCAUUGCUACUAGAUGAUAAUGGUGGUAUGAUUUGGAAAUUGAUCAUCACCUGCAUCUUUUUGCUACCUUUUGCUUGAUGAUUUUGUGUAAGUAGUAGAUAAUAUCAAGAAAGAUAUGAUGAGUAUUAUUGUUUGUAGGCAUAGCAAAAUUGCUGCUUAAUUUGUACAUAUAGCAGAUUGUUCAGGUAACAAUGUAACAUUACAAUUCAAAUAUCAUAUAUCUUUGGUUUGCCUAUUCAAUGAUGAGCAAGAGAAUUUGUUACUUGAAUGAGCAUUUGGGAAUUGGGAUAGUUAGAGCUUCGAUUGUUUGUAGCAACCAAUGUGGUUGCUUUUCAACUCUAGUCAUUUCAGUGUUUGUAUUCUACUAAUGUAAUUUACUUACAGCCUAUUGAUGGUCAAUGUUCAGAAAUUUUUGUGCUUCA
Oryza sativa Japonica Group (Japanese rice) is the source of this 1606-nucleotide messenger RNA. Its product is annotated as probable E3 ubiquitin-protein ligase RHC2A. The record is from RefSeq and is a predicted model, not a curated record. Gene Ontology annotation, cellular component: cytoplasm. Gene Ontology annotation, biological process: protein ubiquitination. Gene Ontology annotation, molecular function: ubiquitin protein ligase activity. Lineage: Eukaryota; Viridiplantae; Streptophyta; Magnoliopsida; Poales; Poaceae.